This is a messenger RNA of Plasmodium relictum, 381 nucleotides long. Its product is annotated as conserved Plasmodium protein, unknown function. The record is from RefSeq and is a predicted model, not a curated record. The transcript is spliced from 6 exons. NCBI's taxonomy places the organism in Eukaryota, Apicomplexa, Aconoidasida, Haemosporida, Plasmodiidae. Bases 1 to 381 code for a protein of 126 amino acids.
AUGGAUGAAAAUCAAAUUAGCUCAUUAAAAAGACUAAAAGAGAUAUCUAGAAUGAUUGAAGCUACACUACAUCAAAAUAAUAGAUUGAAACAUAUUUUAACUAAUGAAUUAUAUUUUAGAAAAAAAUGUGAAGCUUCAUUAGAAAUAAUUGAUAAUACUACAAAUGAGCAAGAAUGCUAUAGGAAAGUAUCAAAAAUUUUUAUUAGAAAACCGAGAGAUGAUUUAAAAAAAGAGUUAAAAGAAGAAAUUGCUGAAUAUGAAAAGUUUACCCCUCAGUUGUUGGAUUUAAGAAAAAAACUAGUUGAUAAGUUAUCAAAUUUAAAAGAACAAUUUGUACAAACUCAUGAAUGUAUUGAAAAGGAAACAAAUAACAAUUCUUAA